Molecule: messenger RNA, 917 nt
Organism: Saccostrea cuccullata (small rock oyster)
Lineage: Eukaryota; Metazoa; Mollusca; Bivalvia; Ostreida; Ostreidae
Product: ryncolin-1-like
Exons: 6
Coding region: 14-898 (294 amino acids)
Source: RefSeq, a predicted model, not a curated record
CCGAGGAAGAAGGAUGUUGUGUUUUUUGAUACUCGCGUUUUCCCAAUUUUACAGCUUGAUAACUGGAUUGUCAAUAAAAGGACCACAUUCUUUUGUUAAAAGUGAGGUGGGUUCUUUUCUAAAGCACGGACCAUGGCAGCACACCGAUAUGUCUGCCUCCCUUAGUGGUCCAAUAGUCCUGACUCUUCAGUCCAAAUACAAGUUAUUCGGAGGCCUUGUCUUUUCAAAAUUUCCUGAAAAGUUUAAAGAUUGUUCUGAGAUUUUAAAGAAGAAGCCUCACAGAAGAAACAGAGAUGGCGUGUACACAAUCUAUCCUAGUAGUGGAACCAAACGAAAGGUGUACUGUGACAUGACGACAGACGGAGGGGGAUGGACAGUAAUACAGAGAAGAAUGGAUGGAACAACAGAUUUUCAGAGUAAGAAAUGGAAGAACUUUGCUGAAGGAUUCGGUCACCCUAAACAUGAAUAUUGGUUUGGUAAUGAUGCUGUCCAUGCAUUAACAACGGGAGGAAAAAUGAAAUUAAGAAUCGAUUUGCAGAGGUUCACUGGCGAGAAAGGAUUUGUUUACUACUCAUCUUUUGUUGUCGGAAGUAAAUCAGACAAGUACAAGUUAACCAUUGGAGGAUACAAAGGAUCAUUUGGCAUGAAGGAUAGUUUUUCUUAUCAUAAUGGAAUGAAAUUUUCUACAAAGGAUAAUGACAAUGAUAAAUGGGGCAGCAAUUGUGCUGCUUCUUACGGCAAUGGAUGGUGGUUCAAUACGUGUCACCAUUGUAAUCUCAAUGGAAUAUACUACAAGAAACGGACAUCAUCUUCUGCAGGAAUGACUUGGCUUUACUGGGGAUCUACGAGUUCUUGGGAUUCAUUAAAAUCUUCAAAAAUGAUGAUUAAACCGAAGUAAUAAUUUAAUUUUUACAAUU